GCCUGGGGGAGGCAUCCUCCCUCCCCGAAGCUGCUGCGAGUUGGGGGAACUCAGCUGUGGGGCUCGGAGAUUUGCCGUGGGGCAGUGAGGACGAUGGGUCCCGGGAGGUGCAACUGGGGUCUGGCGGCCCUGGCCUGGCUCUGGGGGGCAGCGGCGGCUGCAGCGGCCGAAGUGCAAGGUACAAAAAUGCGUCUCCCUAUUCCCUGCCUGCGUGGGGUGUGAAAACGAAGGUGUGGGGUUUUUUGGGGGGGUGGGGGGCUUUCAGGUUGUGUGCUUUUUCCCUAGCCCUGGCGAGUUCUUACGACCGGGCAGCGAGCCUCCCUUGGCAGCGUCCGUGUACUUGCUAACAUUUGCCAGGCGGAAAUUCAACCGGUGCAGCUAUCUCCCUCUCCAAACUCUUUUCUGGGUGGUCUUCAGCCCCCCACCCAGAAGAUGCCGUCUCCUCUGUGACUUUCAGGUGACCUUGGCUCGCUAGAGCUCAGGUGAAAUGCCACCCCGUAUUUAUUUAUUUAUUUAUUUUUAAAUCCCUUCCGAGUUUCACUUUUAACUGGGGGGAAAAGACUUCCGAGCAGCCUGCUGGUGUGACUUGAACUCGGAUCUGACACCCGUGUGCACACUCUCGACUCACAGGAUUGGCGAGUUGGAAGGGACUAUGAGGGUCAUCUAGCCCAACCCCCUGUGAAGGCACAGUUGUUUACAGCGUUUUUCCAAAUAAUACUACUACUAAUAAUUUUUUAUUUGUACCCCACCCUUCCCGGUUCAAAAAGCGGGCUCAGGGCGGCUAACAACCAAUUCGAAACACUUAAUUAUAAAAGCAGCAUAAAAUACAGUAUAAAAACAUGAAUAACAAUAACAAUAAAAAAUGAAUUAGCUAAUCCCCAGGGCUAGAUGGUUGAAUUGGUCCUACUUGGGCCAGCGAGGAGACCAGGGGAGAAUUAGCUGUGGGGUCCCAGAGCGGGUGAUCUUCAUAAAAGGGAAAGGGGAGGGAAGAAAAGGGAAAUAAAAGAUCAGACUGAAUUCAAAUUAAAGGCCAGGCGGAAUAGCUCUGUCUUGCAGGCCCUGCAAAAGGAGGUUAAAUCCUGCAGGGCCCUAGUCCCCUGGGACAGAGCAUUCCACCAGGUCGGAGCCACCACUGAGAAGGCCCUGGCCCUGGUGGAGGAUAAUCUGACUUCCUUCGGGCCCAGGACCUCUCAACUAUGUAAAUAGUAUUUUGGCACCUAGUUUCCCCCUCUCUCCCCCAUCCCCUAAUAAUCCCAAACCCCCAUAACUGAGGGGGCUGCAGAAGGGGGAGGGGCAAAUGGUGUUCGGAGGGGGGGAAUGUGCUUUAAAACCGCCUACUUGCAUUGAGGAAGUUCCUUCCUUCCUUCCUCUCCCCGCUUGUAGCAGCACCGUCAGAACAGGACUCUGGCAGAACCACAGACUCGUAGAACGAUAGAUUUGGAAGGGGGUUCCCAGGGUCAUCUAGUCCAACCCCAGCUCAAUAACCCCUGUUUCACCCCACAAGCACUUUCUGACAGUAAUUGCUGUUUGCAAGCAGAAGAAGCUUCCUCAGAAGGUAGAGGUUGGAUGGCCCCAGGUAUAAUAAUAAUAAUAAUAAUAAUAAUAAUAAUAAUAAUAAUAAAUUUUAUUUAUACCAUGCCCUCCCCACCCAAGACCGGGCUCAGGGCGGCUAACACCAGGUAUAAAAACAAUGGAUUAAAAUACAACUUGAAAACGAGAUUAAAAUGCAACAAUGCAGCCUCAUUUCUGCAGAAACUCAAAUCAAAAGUUCGUGCUUUCUUGCCAUCCAUCGCCGGCAUAAUAUUACGAGCCAGGGAGGGUGAAGGGCAGAAGGCAGAGGGCAGGCAGCAGAAGACGGGCACAUGGAGGGGUGCAUGGAGGCACAUCGCAGAAUCAAAAUAAUUGUGGAGUUCGAGGGCCAUCUAGUCCAAUCCCGUGUCCCUGAGAACUCGAACCCGUGUCCCUGAGAUUAUGAGCCUCCUUUUCUACUGACUGAGCUAUGAUUUGGGGCGGCUUCUUAUCUCCACCUCGAUGGCGGCGGUCGACCAAUCUCCCUCUUUUUCUUGUCCAGAGGAUCCUGCCCACCUCUUUUCUGAGGUCUACGUGUGCCAGCAAGAUUCCCUGCUCCCUGAGAUGCUUCAAACGCUGGACAAUGAGGAGCUCUUCUGGUUCAACUCCUCGGAGUCCGCCUGGCACCCCCGCCUCCCCGAUUUCCAGCCGGGGGUGCCGACCCGGACCCCCCAAAGUCACAUCCGGGUGCUGAACCAGCUCUGCAACGACGUGCUGAGCAACUUUUCGUACUAUUUUGCAAUUAUGCCGGAAGCGAAAGGUGAGGGGGGUUUCUUUGCCUUGGGGGGACGGAGGGAGGGAGAGAGCCACCAGAAACUUCCUCCAGCGAGGAAUUGUAGAAUGUAUGUUACAAUAAAAAAAAAAAACUACGAUAAAAAUAAUAAUGAGUAAAAUAAAAAAAUACAAAUAAUAAUGUAAGUAAAAGGACAGGGAGCCACCACUGAAAAGGCCACAUUCUCAAGUUGCCACCCUCUGCCCCCCCCAGGUAUUGCUCAGGUGAAGGUCUUCCCCCUGCAGCCGCUGCAGCUGGGCCAGCCCAACACCCUCGUCUGCUCAGUGACCAACCUCUUCCCUCCGGCGGCCGAGGUCACUUGGACGUACCAAGGUCAGCCCGUGACCCAGGGGGUCUCCACCCCUCCGGCAAUCCCUGUGGAGGACCUGGAGUUUGAGCUCUUCUCCUAUUUGGAGGUGACCCCCCAGGAAGGAGACAUCUACAGCUGCAACGUCAAGAGUCCCCGCGACACCUUCAGCAUCCAGACGUUCUGGGGUGAGGCCCUGCUCGCCCCCUCUCUCCCCACACCCUGCCCCGAAUGACCCUGGUGCUCUCACACACCCACCCCCGACUGACCCUCUGUCCCCUCUCCCUCCCUCCUGCAGUCCCCCAAAAUCCCGUCCCCUCGGAGCUCCUGGAGAACAUCCUGUGUGGCCUGGCGUUUGGGCUUGGCGUCCUCUUUGCCAUCGCCGGGGUGGUCCUGGUGGCAGUAUCCUGCAAGCGCGACAGCACAGGUAGAGCUGGAGGAGGCCCCGGGCCCCUUGGGGAAGGAGGAGGCUGCAGGUCUGGGGCAGGUGGAACCAGAGGCUUGUAGGGUCGGAAGGGGUACCCCUGAGGUCAUCCAUCCCAACCCCCUGCAAGGUCGCGUGGUUCCCUUUUCAUUCAUCUGUUUCCUUGCUGGGCAAAACGUGUACGCCGCUUGACGUGAAAUAUGGCAACCAUCAAAGAUUCCUGCAUUGCGGCGGGUUGGGCUAGAUGACCUUUGGGGGUCCUUCCCUCCAGUUCUGUGAUUCUACGACCUUUCUCUUUUCCAGAAUGAAAUCCCCAGUGUCGACCUGAAGGAGGGAUUUGGAGGAGAAGGAGCAUCACCUUUAAAGUCACCCCUCGCCCCCCCCCCACGGGAACUGCCCCCUCGGUGCCAGAAUCUGUCUCUGUAUGUGUGUGCCCAUUUGCAUUCAGUGAGCCGCGAACACCUGUCCGCCCUGCUUUGGUCACGUGUCUCCGUUGCCACUGGCUCCCGGCAGGGGUGGGAGAGAGGCCAGUCUGUGAACCCGGAGAGAAACGGCUGCCAGUCAGUGUGGGCAGUCCUGGGUGAGGCGGGUCAGUGAUGUGAGUGAGCUUCUUCUGCUCCCGUUAAAGUUAUUGCUGCUAGAGGAGCAGUGGGGUAAAUGAGGGGGUGGAAGGAGCAGAGGAGCAGAGCCCAACCAGGUUUGGAUGAAGCAGGGCUGGCUCAGAUCCCACUUCUGACACCGCUGUCGCACCAACCCCACUUCUGACACCGCUGUCGCACCAACCCCACUUCUGACACCGCUGUCGCACCAACCCCACUUCUGACACCGCUGUCGCACCAACCCCACUUCUGACACCGCUGUCGCACCAACCCCACUUCUGGCACCGCUGUCGCACCAACCCCACUGCUAGCACUGGCACUGUUGCUGCAGGUUUGUCAUGGCCUUCGGCUAGAACAAGAAACUUACAUAGACUGAAUAUUGCUAGCCCCACAACCAUCACUCACCCCACUGCUCACAUCGCUAGCACCACCACUCCUGCUCCUCCCAGCUAUGGGUCUUUCUCACCAGGAGAGGGGCACGGCUUGGCCCCAGAUCUAUUUUUUGUCCCAUCAGGACCCAGCUUUUCCGCCGCUCCCAGGGGAAUGAGAGACCUUCCUGGUCUGCCCCUGACCCUUUAACAGGACCUUCUUGUGGAGUACAGAGACCAUCACCUGCUAAUUGCUGCGGCAGGAGAGGACUGUACCACGCGAUUCUUCACAAUGGGCAGCUGGGCCCUGCAGCGCAAUUUUUCUUCUGUGUGUGUGGCAGGGCUGAGCCCAGGCACUUGUGAAGCGAUGGUGCCUCUGAGCAUGUUGAGAGUGCUGUCCAUUACAGCAAAGAAGUGCAGUUUGCCCCUUUUCAGCUUGCAGAAGGCAGCUGGGCAGAAGUAAUCCCCAGAACCCCUCUCCCUUUUCUACGUUUUAGCAUCAUAGACUCAUAGAAGGGACACCAGGGUCAUCUAGCCCAACCCCCUGCAAGGCAAGAAUAUUUGGCCCAAUGUGGGUUUCGAACCCAUGACACUGAGAUUAACAGCAACAAUAAUAAUUUUUUAUUUAUACCCUGCCCUUACUGGUUCAGAAAACCGGGCUCAGGGCAGCUAGCAACAAAUUUAAAACACUUAAUUGAUGCAACAACAAAAAACAGCAUAUAAUACAGUAUAAUACGUGAAUAACAAUAAAUUAAGAAUUCAGAAAUCAAUUUAGGGGGGAAAUCCAUCCAAUAAACAUUAGAUGAUCCCCAGGGCUAGCUGGCUAAGUUAGUCGUUCUACCAACUGAGCUAUCGGGGAUGUGGAAGCACAGGAGAUUUUUUUUUGGGGGGGAGCGUCACCACCGGUUGAAUUUCUGCCCUUUCAUACAGCAGCUAUGGGGAAGGCUUGAAUAUUCCCCGGGACCUUGCAGGGUGGUUUUGCCGGGCAACAUGAUAAAAAGGCAGUGGGCAUCUUCUUAGUUUUAAAAGGCGGGGGGAGACUGGGAGGCCCACGCAGGACUAAAGAGUCAUUGCAACUUUUAAAAGAGGGAGAGCAGAGAGAUGGAAGGACCAAAAAAAAAAAAGAUGGGGGGAAGUUUGUUUUUUGGGGGAUUGUUUUCGGAUCUUACGGACGCUGCACCUGCAAUUGUUCCUGCUCAGCGAUGUGUCCCUUUCCUUUGCGUUCCUGACGCCGGGUGCCAGGUGGAAUUAUUGCCAGGGGUGCAAAAAAUAAAAUGGGGAAAAAAGAAAAAAAACCAGAUUUUGGAACUAUUCUUUCGCGUCCUUCCUGGCGUUGCAAGCGGGAAUUGAGGCAGAAGAACCCGGGGCGGGGGAGGGGGGUGCCCUUGCGGGGGGGGCAGGGCCAGAAAGAUGGGGAGUAGGUCCAUGGAUGUGACUUGUACAGGCAAAGAAGGCGCGUUAUUGCCUGUCAGGUAGAAUUCCUCACGUAGAGCGCGGAGCAUAGAGCAGAGCUGGGGGCGGGGCUUGGUUAAGGGGGCGUGGCCGGGGGAAAUCAGAGCGGGGGGGAGGGGCAGGCAGUUACAAAACACAGCUGUCAACUUUUUCCUUUUCUUGCAAGGAAUCCUAUUCGGAAUAAGGGAAUUUCCCUUUUAAAAAAGGGAAAAGUUGACAGCUAUGUUACAAAAUCCGAGGCGUUUUCUUUUUUAAAAAAAUAAUUUUUAUUGAAGUUUUUCUGGGUUUUCCAAAGUACGUGCAUUGUCUCUCUUUUUUCAGUACAUGUCCUUUUUUUGACAAAUUUGCAAGGGGCUGCAAGACGGUCUCCUCCCCUUCACUUUGAUCUUCUUGCAUGGGGGCGGGGGGGGCGCCUCUCCCGUCUCAAAAAAAUAGCUCCACACACACCUGCGCUUUUUGUUCUUUGUUUUUUCCUGGCCCUGCUGUUCUCAUGCAACAACAUGACCAGGCUGGAAGAUCUGGGAAAGCUUCACUUGUGGGGGUUUCUGUUUAUUUUGCAAAAAAAUUAAAUGCCCUGAUUCCAGCUUAUUUAAAGAGUUCUGCUUUACAAGUUGUUUUUUUAAAAAAACAAAAAUGAGUGACUUCAUACUGUAUUUGCAAGGAAGAUCAAUAAAAUAAAUUUCUUUUUUCUUUGUCUUUUUUUUUAUUUAUUUUCACAUAAUAAAUUAUCCCAACAAUUAUAUUUUCCCCCAUUUUCCCCCUCCCUCCCCCCUACGACUUCCCUCAGUUCCUCUUUCUGAUUUAUUAACACAUAUUGUUCUCUGCUAAGUAAAAAUCUCUAAGUUAUCUAUCUAUUAUGUUAACAAAUAAAUUUGUCUAUGUUUAUUCG
Messenger RNA from Podarcis lilfordi (Lilford's wall lizard), 6380 nucleotides. The record is from the annotation of a GenBank genome assembly. NCBI's taxonomy places the organism in Eukaryota, Metazoa, Chordata, Lepidosauria, Squamata, Lacertidae.